AGGUAAGGUUGUGAAUGACAGGUUCUUUCCUGUCCCUCGUGCUGCUGACUGUCCACAGAGCACAAGGGCAGCGUCAGCACCUGCUCUGGCUGCCUCUGUACCCGAGGAAGAGGCUGAAGAGGAGGAAGGUGCCAAUGAACCUGGCCCUGCUGUCAGCCCAGGGCUGGAGCAAACAACACCAAGCUCCACCUCCUCUGUCCUGGCAGCUGCAGGAGCUGCAGCUGAAGGCUGGGAAGAAGGCUCCAGUGCCCAGGCUGGAAGCUCAAGCACGAGCAGCUCGUGCACCUGGAGCACGACUAGCUCCUCGGGCAGCAGAGAGCAUCAGCGAGAGAGCACAGAGGACAAGUGCCUGGCCGUGCUGAAGAUGCUGGUGAGCAAGGGAGAUCCUGAGGCGAAAUACACAGAAGUGGAAACUCUUGGCAAAGGGGGUUUCGGCACUGUGUGCAUGGCAGUGGAGUCUGCCACAGGAGAAGAGGUGGCCAUCAAGAAAAUUAGUCUCCUGCAAGGGAGCAGCAGUGAGCUGUGCCUGAAUGAAAUCCAGGUCAUGCGUGGCACUAAGAAUGCCAACCUUGUGAACUAUGUAGACAGCUACCUGGUGGACGAGGAACUCUGGCUUGUGAUGGAAUACAUGGACGGAGGUUCUUUACAUGAUGUCAUCAGGGAGACUCACAUGGCAGAAGGAGAGAUAGCAGCUGUCUCUCGGGAGGUAAGGGAUGGCACUUGUGCUUCCCAUGGCUUGGUCGGGAUGGUCCUUCCAAAUGGGUGAUAAGGAGAGGAGAGAUUUCAUCUUCCAAGCCUUUCUCUUAUGUCCUUGGCAGUAGCAAGAGCAUCUGAAGUGCCUGCCAGUGUCCCUGCCCUUCUUCUAGCGUGUUUGUGUUUGCCUCUCUAAACACUUCCCUGGUGCCUGUGUGUGCUGCAUUCCUUCCCUGUAAGGGCAAAUGUGAUGGUGGCGCAAAGUGAAGCAGGGGGCAAAGACAAAGAGAUACUCACAGGACUCUCCCAGAGCUCAGCCUCAAAGGAGAGCCUUGCACCCAAAGUGGUGUUUGCAAAGGCAUCCACUGCUGUCUGGCUGGAGAGAGCACAGCCACUGCAGCAGGGCUCCUUCAGCCUGUGUUUGCCGGGCACUGGCCAGAGGAACAACUGCCCCUUCUCUCUCAGAAGCAAACACACCCUCACUUAGAAAGGCACUGCUGUCCUCGUGGUGGAGCAGCAGGCUCUUGCCCUUGCCAGCAGCCUGUCCUGCCAUGGCUCACCAUCCCCCAGGAAGUCAGUGUUUCAGAUGUGCCACUUCCCUGCCUGUGGGAUGAAAUCCACUUAGGCUCGUGUUUCUUUUUCCUCUCUCAGUGCCUGCAAGGCCUGGAUUUCCUGCACUCCAAGCAAGUGAUCCACCGCGAUAUCAAAAGCCACAACAUUCUCCUGGGCUUGGAUGGAUCUGUCAAGUUGGCUGAUUUUGGCCUUGCUGCUCAGCUCACUGCUGAGCAGAGCAAACGGAGAUCAGCUGUUGGGACUACUUACUGGAUGGCGCCAGAAAUUUUCACCAGGAAGCCCUAUGGCCCCAAAGUGGACAUCUGGUCCUUUGGAAUUGUGGGGAUCGAGAUGGUGGAAGGAGCACCUCCGUACCUGAUGAAAACCUCCCGCACGGUACGCUGCAGCUGCUCUCAGAUACUGCUGUCACCCUGACAAAAUCUGCUCCCAUCCUUCUGCCUGGGAAGCUUGCAAACACCUGAAAAUGAUAGGUUCCAGGCUGCACAGUCUCUUGUGCUUCUUGGCUAGAUCAUCCCCUUGCCAUUUUUGUGCAUGAACAACACCAAAAAAUCGUGAUGCCUUUUGCUUGGCAGAAGCUUUGCCUCAGGGAGCAGGGAGCAGUGCUGAGCUGCAUUUUGUGGAAUAAUCCUUGGAAAUAGUAGAAUAAGAUGGAAGUCCUUCUUUUAAAAUGCCUGAAGAGGUGGUGUCAGUGCUCAGAGAAGCAAAGUGUGCUGUUGCUGAUGGAGCUGCUGCUAAUUCCAGCAGCCAGUGAAAUCAGGGGUCAAGGCAAGAGCCUUUGCAUAUUGGACUGGCUAUGGCUGCCUCUGGCUUUGGGUUGUUUUAGUAGGGCUAGGGAGUAAAGUGCCACUGGAGAGUGGAGCUUGUCCAGUGGGGUCUGUGUGAGCAGUUUGGGGUGCGAAGGAGACAGGUAGAGUGUGGCAUUUCCUUCUUCUCUAGGUUCAACAGCUGAUAAG
This is a messenger RNA of Passer domesticus (house sparrow), 2219 nucleotides long. RefSeq names its product serine/threonine-protein kinase PAK 3-like. The coding region runs from base 365 to 766 and encodes 133 amino acids. Gene Ontology annotation, molecular function: ATP binding; protein serine/threonine kinase activity. The transcript has 7 exons. Gene Ontology annotation, cellular component: cytoplasm. Gene Ontology annotation, biological process: regulation of MAPK cascade; protein phosphorylation; intracellular signal transduction. Lineage: Eukaryota; Metazoa; Chordata; Aves; Passeriformes; Passeridae. The record is from RefSeq and is a predicted model, not a curated record.